GUACACAAUGGUUUCUUUGGGACUUGAAAUUACCGGCGUCACUCUUUCAGUGCUCGGAUGGGUCCUGAGUGUGCUCAGCUGCGCCCUGCCGAUGUGGAGGGUCUCUGCCUUCAUUGGCGCUAACAUCGUCACAGCUCAGGUGUACUGGGAGGGCCUGUGGAUGAGCUGCGUGUUCCAGAGCACGGGGGAGAUGCAGUGUAAGGUCUACAACUCCAUGCUGGCCUUACCACAGGACCUGCAGGCCGCCAGGGCACUCACUGUCGUCUCCCUCAUCGUGGGACUGGUGGCUCUCUUCAUUUCUUUGUUGGGAGCAAAGUGCACCACCUGCAUCGUGGAAGAGGUAGCUAAAGCCAGGGUGAUGGCUGCCUCCGGCGGGGCGUUCAUCACAGCAGGCCUGACCCAGCUGGUGCCCGUCUCCUGGUCAGCACACACCAUCGUAGUUGAGUUCUACAGUCCCAUUGUCCUCACUGGCCAGAAGAUGGAGAUCGGGGCGGCCAUGUCGAUGGGCAUGGAGAUUGUGGGCAUUGCCCUCGGAGUCAUUGGAUUUAUCAUUGCAAUAGUGACAUGUGCCCUGCCAAUGUGGAAGGUGACGGCCUUCAUCGGAGCCAACAUCAUCACCGCUCAGACCAUCUGGGAGGGUUUAUGGAUGAACUGUGUCAUCCAGAGUACGGGCCAGAUGCAGUGCAAGGUCUACGACUCUUUGCUGGCCUUGCCUCAGGAGCUGCAGGCCUCCAGAGCGAUGAUGAUCAUCGCCAUCAUCCUCGGCGUGCUGGGGGUUAUGAUCUCCAUUGUCGGCGCCAAGUGCACCAACUGCAUCGAAGAUGAGCCGUCCAAAGCCAAAGUGAUGAUCAUCUCUGGAAUCUUCUUCAUCCUCGGCGGCCUUCUGGUGCUCAUCCCUGUCUCCUGGACCGCCAGCGUCAUCAUCCGUGAUUUCUACAACCCCAUCCUGACCAACGCGCAGAGGAGGGAGCUGGGAGCCUCGCUCUACAUCGGCUGGGGAGCCGCGGCCCUGCUCCUGAUCGGUGGGGCGAUGCUGUGCAGCAGCUGCCCACCAAAAGAGAAGAAGUACAAGCCGCCCCGGAUGGCCUACUCUGCCCCACGCAGCACCAGCGGAGGUGGAGGAUACGACAGGAAAGACUAUGUAUGAACGGCCCUGAUGUGUCUGACAAAUUGAUUUGGAAAGUAGGAUAAAAUGUGUUCUUUAUUAAUUGCACAAUAGUGUUUUUGUCGUUUUUUACUGUCUGAAACCACAGGGUGAAUCCCCCAAAGAGACUCCGACAUGAAGGGAUGCAUGUACAAAUACUGAUCUUUCUGCUUUGCUUUGCCUAAGAUGUUCAUUUACAUACAUUUGAUUAUGUUUCCUCAGCUAUAAUCAGUCUUGUUGCAGAGGCUCUCAUUUUCAGAAUAUGAUCAUGAGAGCCUAUUUUCCAGCAAAACAUAACUUUAUUCUACCUUCUGAGUACAUAUUGUACUUACACUAAAACCUUUCAGCGGCAUUAUUUUAAAACACCUGCUUUUUGUGUGCGUCGCUCUGUCAUUAGCUGUUGGCUAGCUGGUGUCGUGUUUCAUUGAAACUUUCAGUUAAAAUGACAAUGACAAGGAAAAGCCAGCUCUCAUUUUACAUGGAUUUGGUUGUGUGAUUGUUCAGUGUGUGCAUGUGUGCGUGUGUAUGUGUGUGUGUGUGUGUGUGUGUGUUUUGCAUGUGAUAUUUGCUUAGGAGAGUUUCUGCUGUGACUGAAACUAAAGAUGGAUCCAUGAUAUGGCUCCAGGUAACAACCUUAUCUUCUUCCUCACAGUUUCACUGUUUGGAGACAUAGAAGAGACUGUUUCAGUCAGCACACAAAGUCCGACUAUUUUUGUGUCCGCAUGUGUGAGUUUAUUUUAUAUUUUUGUAAUUAAAUGUAUUUGUAAUGUAUUUUACACUUAAAACGUGUGUCUGUGUUUCAAAUAGACGUUUUUGUGUCUUAGUUUCAAACAUUUUUGUACAUUUUAUAUUUAUCAUAAGCAACAGCCUGGAUGGUCCUCUGUACAUCAAACAAAGAGCCAAAGGACCUGUUUAGUGUGUGUGUGUGUGUGUAUGUGUGUAUGUGUUGGGUGAAAUGACACCCUCGGGGAACAUGACUACAGCUGUUGCAGGAUGUUUGUUUCCAGAUCAUCAGGAUCAGGUCAGUUGAACUGAAAGGAGGUUUAUGUGAAUAAAUGAAAUAUUUCAUCUAUUGUAAAAUAAAAAUGUAUCUUAAUGUUUCUUGUUUUUCUACUUUGGUGUCACUCAAACACUGUUACAAGAGCUGAAUCAUGAAAUAAAAUGCUUUGUUAAAUGUUUUAUUGUACUGUAGUGCUUGAAUUUCAGAUGUGCUGAAGAUUUCAAUAAAAGUCUUAUUUAAGA
Thunnus maccoyii (southern bluefin tuna) is the source of this 2386-nucleotide messenger RNA. RefSeq names its product claudin-3-like. The record is from RefSeq and is a predicted model, not a curated record. Bases 8 to 1147 code for a protein of 379 amino acids. Gene Ontology annotation, molecular function: structural molecule activity. Gene Ontology annotation, cellular component: plasma membrane; bicellular tight junction. Lineage: Eukaryota; Metazoa; Chordata; Actinopteri; Scombriformes; Scombridae. Gene Ontology annotation, biological process: bicellular tight junction assembly; cell adhesion. The transcript is spliced from 2 exons.